AUGCAGUCUCUAUGGAAUAGAGCCAGUCAGGCUCACCGCUGCGGUUGCCGCGUGUGUAGCACGUCGGUGAAUGCUUUGGGCAGAAGAACAACCACGGCAGCGGGUCGUCGCAAAGCAACUUUUGCUGAAAUCUUUACAGCAUGUUACAGCUCCGUGUUUGCAUCCGCCGCCGUCAUAGAUUCACUGCAAAAGGACAAGAGACGAAGAGAAUUGGAUCAAGAAUUGGAGCACGCAAGGCAAGAGCUUACCGAACUCAAGGAGAAGAGCAAAUCGGCGCCAUCACUUCACAGCACCAACCGCGAUGGACUCACCGUCGAGCAGAUGGACAUUCUUUGGAAGGCUAUGAAGCAGAUAAUCAACGAGCGUCCUUACAGAAAGAACGUUCUCUACCCAGCGACUCUUACUGCUUCCAGCGUCACGGAGUGUCUUCGCAAAGACUACUACAACUGCCCGACUCAGACGAUGCUCCAAAGAGGGCGGCACAUUGACUACGACGAUCUCGACCGUGCAAUACUGAACGAAAGCGAGCAAAGUUCUGCUCCAGGCUCCCGCACUGAGACACACCUUCGAAACGAAACUUUGCGAUUCCGGAGAUUGGUCAACGCCCUCCUCAAGCAAGCAGAUCGUAUGGACCGAACAGGCAUGCAAAGCAAGAGCUUUGAGCAAGCCAGCGAAUUGCUCAAUUGCAACACCCGUAUCAAUUAUUCUUUUAGAUCAGCUGAUCCCGAGGCCGCGCGGACCAUGACUCAAGAGCUCAAUGGGAGUCUUCGCAAAAUCCUUGCAACUCCCAUGUCGCUCAAAGAGAAAAUUGGUCGCCUCUGUUACAACAUGUUGAUCUCAACACAUGUACCGGAUAUACACACAUAUAACACGUUGAUCGCCGGGUUUGACAAAUAUGGCUUGCCCAUCAUGUCAGAUCAGGUCAUUUACUCCUUCUUCUAUGGGCGAUAUAUCAAACCUACAGAGUCAACCUUUGUAGCGAUUUUGAAUCACAACAAGCUGAGGAACAGGCCCGGGGAAUUCUUGCUCAACAUGGCGCGUAUCACCGGCAUGAACGAAGUUGGUGUCAAGCUGCGACGAAGACACCAGGAUUCAAUGUUGCGCUUUUUUGAGAGAAGGUGGUUGAUGACGGAGCGAGCAUCAAAAUCGAGAGCAGGCGAGUAUAUCAUGCAGCGUUUGCCGCUCACUCCGGAGCUGUUGGAAGAGAUGAUUAGAGGUUUGCUGCUCUUUAAGCUGUUUGAGCAGGCGGCUGUGCUAUUUGUUGGCUGCCUCAAAGCUGGCGUUACUUUGGCAAGCAAUUUGCUUCCCCAAUUACUAGACGAAUGCAUCUCGGCCUUGGAUUGGUCAGCCAGCGUGCGGUUGGUACGCGGUAUGAGCGAAUUCUCGCGACAGUGGUUUCAGAUUAUGGCCGAGAGUGGCCAUGACGGGCUUCAGCUGAUUAAUCGAGUGCACAAGCUGUUGGACCUUUGCGGAAUCAGUAUUCGUGGGCAAUCAUUACAUGUUACCGCCAGACGCCUGCAAAUUUCGGUACACGGACUGUCCGAAUUGAUCGGCGCUCUGAAUAGUACGGGUAUCUUCCUGGAACCGAGCAGUUUCAUGAACAAAUACGACCCAGCCAAGAGCCGAUGGCUCCAACUUGAGAGUAUUAGCAAGGAAUACAUCAAGGUGCGAAAAGCAACAAAAUCGAUUGAAAGCAAGCUGCUGAAUGCGGACCAUGGGCAACAAUUUCGCGAGGACUGUGCUAUUCACAUUAGCGAGUCGGCCUUGGAGCAAUCGAAGAAGCUGAGGAAGGAAUUCUACAAACUUCAUUUGAGUGGGCAGCAAACAGGUGAAGAGGAUGAGCAAGUGAGCAGGUCAGUGCGGGCUAUUAAGACUGUUCAGUAUCGGAGGACGCAUGGUAGGCCGAGAAUAGUUGCUGCGCAACUUCUCGCCUCGGAUCGCCAGUUGACGCUGCAAUCGAAACGCAAAUCGGUUUGGCGACCUCAUGCCACGGCAGUAAAUGCUGGGGCUGGCUCUACAUAG
This is a messenger RNA of Beauveria bassiana ARSEF 2860, 2022 nucleotides long. RefSeq names its product pentatricopeptide repeat domain-containing protein. The transcript has a single exon. Lineage: Eukaryota; Fungi; Ascomycota; Sordariomycetes; Hypocreales; Cordycipitaceae. The record is from RefSeq and is a predicted model, not a curated record. The coding region runs from base 1 to 2022 and encodes 673 amino acids.